Messenger RNA from Musa acuminata AAA Group (dessert banana), 1066 nucleotides. RefSeq lists its product as uncharacterized. The transcript is spliced from 4 exons. Lineage: Eukaryota; Viridiplantae; Streptophyta; Magnoliopsida; Zingiberales; Musaceae. The coding region runs from base 458 to 1066 and encodes 202 amino acids. The record is from RefSeq and is a predicted model, not a curated record.
AUUUGAUGGCUCAUCGGACGGUCAGCAACUGCUGGGGACCAGUAUCCGGACAGACCACAAACACAAGUGUACCGGAAGUAGAUGAGCCAUCAAAGUUUACUUAACGAUGGGCUAACAAAGUUUACCUUAUGCGUUAGUCUUCGAGUCUGCGGAGUGGCCGGCAUCACAUCGGAGAUAAAAGCGUCUAUACCCCCAAAGCUAGCUGCGUAUAACAUAUCGAAUCAUUAUAAUGUUUUGUUUUGUCUUCACCACUUAUCAUCAUCUGGUUGGGCCCAACCAAGUCCAACUAACCCCAAAACGAACAUCGAUUGUAGUCAGUUAUACUGUUAGUUUACGAAUUCAAAUUGGAAAUUCAAAUCCUUCGAUUACGAGCCCGCUCAUAUGCGACGUAUAAAUAGCUACCGCGACGAUUUGGUUACCAUUCCCUCCGCGGAAGAGGAACGCGCGCCUCGGGUCGAUGAGGAAGAGAGCGGCAUCAGCAUCGGCGGCAGCCAAAUCUGUGACGAAGGGUAAGUCGACGGGGCACGACGCCUUCUUCACUUCGCCCGAUCCUUCCUCCAAACCCUACCAUUUCGAUCUCCCGUCGUUCCCUACUGCAACUGCCGCCUCCUCCUCCCUAAACACCACCCCUGCCUCCUACUUGCGCCACCCCCCAUCACCUCCCCCUUCCGCCAAGGACAAGACCACUACCCUAGCCACCAUCUCCGAUCUUAAGGCCUUGGCCUCCUCCCGCAUCGACUCCCUCAAGCGACACCUUGACCUAUGUCGCUCCGACAUCCUCAGGGACUUCGACGCUUCCAACACUCGCCUCUCCAAACGCUUCAAGAUCCAAACAAAAGCUUGCCUGCAAUUAACAGAGGAAGCAGAAAAGGACUAUAAGAAGAUUGCUGAUAGGAUUAGUGAACAUACAGAAACAAUAAAGGCCUCAUAUGCAGAAGUUAUCAGCGAAGCUCAUUCCACAGCCUCUCGUGUUUGUAAGGUUUCCAUCCCUGAGCUGAUACAAUCGAUGGAGAAAGCUAUUGAAGGAUUGCGUAGUCGUUAUAAGAUUCCAGCAACUCCAAUUUAA